Molecule: messenger RNA, 1062 nt
Organism: Quercus lobata
Lineage: Eukaryota; Viridiplantae; Streptophyta; Magnoliopsida; Fagales; Fagaceae
Product: S-type anion channel SLAH1-like
Exons: 3
Biological process (GO): transmembrane transport; intracellular monoatomic ion homeostasis
Cellular component (GO): membrane
Molecular function (GO): voltage-gated monoatomic anion channel activity
Source: RefSeq, a predicted model, not a curated record
AAUUUGGCGAGGAGUGAGCCAAUCGUUAUUAAUUCAAUACUGGCCAAAUUUCAUGCAGGGUAUUUCAGAAUAAGCUUAUCUCUAGGUAGCCAAGUUUUGUUAUGGAAGACACUAAAUGGACCAAGCAAUGACACAAGUAUUCUACGUCACGCGCUUCACAUCCUUCAUCCAACGCCUUUUCUCGUACUAUGGUCUCUGGCUCUGUUUAUACUUGUUUUACUAUCUCUGCUUUACCUCUUGAAAUGCUUGUUUCACUUUAACACAGUGAAGACAGAGUUCUUGCACAACGUAGGGGUCAACUACCUAUUCGCUCCAUGGAUUUCUUGGCUUCUUUUGCUUCAAUCUGCACCAUUCAUAGCUCCAAAAACCUUCCCCUAUUUAGUCCUUUGGUGGGUUUUUGUGAUUCCUCUGGUGGUGCUUGAUGUAAAAAUCUAUGGCCAAUGGUUCACAAAGGGCAAGAAGUUCUUACCAACCGUGGCAAAUCCAACUAGCCAAUUAUCAGUCAUCGGAAACUUGGUUGGAGCUCAAGCUGCUGCGUACAUGGGGUGGCAAGAAACCUCUAUUUUCUUGUUUUCCUUAGGCAUAGUGCACUAUUUAGUGCUUUUUGUGACUCUUUAUCAGCGAUUUUCGGGUGGGAUUCAGCUGCCACGGAUGUUGAGUCCAGUCUUCUUUUUGUACUUUGCAGCACCGAGUGUGGCGAGCUUGGCUUGGGAGUCCAUAGCUGGGGCUUUUGAUAUUGCUUCAAAGAUGCUAUUCUUCCUCUCGCUCUUCCUCUUUACGUCUCUGGUCUUCAGGCCCAACCUUUUCAAGAGAUCAAUGAGAAAAUUCAACGUGGCAUGGUGGGCUUACUCAUUCCCGUUGACUGUCCUUGCUCUAGCUUCCACAGAAUAUGCACAAGAAGUGAAAGGGAGCAUUGCACACAUCCUGAUGCUUCUUCUAUUGGCAAUAUCUGUUUUAGUUUUACCUGGUCUUAUGGUAUUCACUUUGUUCAACACUAAGAUGCUCUUAUCUGACAACGAUCCAAUUGUUAAUCUGCUUAAUCAUUUACCAAGAGUAGUGUGA